GUCCCAAAAUGAGAAUUUGCAGUUUAAAUUUUAAACUUGACAACACUGGGUGGUUGUCAAGUUGACAACAAGUGACAAUAGAAAUUUUAAUCGACCAGAUUUAUUUGUGUGUUAAACUGUGAGCAUAUUUACUUCUCCAAAAUGGCUACGAUUAUGCGAAGGGCUGCGAUAUCAUACCUGAAGGCCAACGCGCGUUCCUCUACCCACGCUGCUACCGCUGGUGGACAUGGAGGUGGCUGGAAGCUGUGGAGGAAGAUGUCAUUCUUUGUUGCAUUCCCUGCCAUCAGUUUGGGUAUGCUGAAUGCUUACCUGGGCCACCAAGAGCAUUCCCAUGAGCGUCCCGAGUUUGUUCCCUACGAAUACUUGUGCAUCCGCACCAAGCGCUUCCCUUGGGGUGAUGGCAGAAAGUCCCUCUUCCACAACCCCCAUGUCAACCCUCUCCCAGGAGGCUAUGAAGAUUCGCAUUAACGGAUUAUUGCUUUAGGAAUAGAUGGAGGAGGAUGGUAGAAAACAAAAGUAACUGUGUAUUGAGCUAAGUAAUAAAAUAUUGCAAAAAGACA
Manduca sexta (tobacco hornworm) is the source of this 560-nucleotide messenger RNA. RefSeq names its product cytochrome c oxidase subunit 6A, mitochondrial (gene levy). The coding region runs from base 142 to 468 and encodes 108 amino acids. Lineage: Eukaryota; Metazoa; Arthropoda; Insecta; Lepidoptera; Sphingidae. Gene Ontology annotation, biological process: mitochondrial electron transport, cytochrome c to oxygen. The transcript has 3 exons. Gene Ontology annotation, molecular function: enzyme regulator activity. The record is from RefSeq and is a predicted model, not a curated record. Gene Ontology annotation, cellular component: mitochondrial inner membrane.